UUUCCUUUUCCACCACGUUCAUUCACCAAACCAAAAAAAAAAACGCUUUUCGGGGAGCAAAGCCGAAAAGACUUGACGCGAUGACUUCUUCACGCGAAGAUCCAGAGAUCCUCCCCGACGCCGCCCAAGAAGAAGAAGAACCCAAUCUCCCCGCCGCAGACGACGUUGCUUCUCCGGAUAACUCGGAUUCCGUUAUUAAUCAUCGAAUCCCCGUACUCCUUCCUCUAUUCGAUUGCGUGGCAAUGGAUAACCUCUGCCACGUGGCGGAGAUGCUACGGGAACAAGAGAGGAAGCGGAUUCGAGACGAGGAGGUCGCGGAGACGCGGAGGCGGUUCGCCGAAGAGAGGGCGGAGAUACACAGGCUGCACGUUUUAGAAGUCGCGAGAAAUUACGCUCUCGAAUUGCACGCUGAUCAACCUCCCAAGCUAACUAAAGACAAUGACGACGAAGAAGAAGAAGAAGAUGAAGAGAUCGUGAAAGGGAAGAGCCGAUUCGAUGAUGCUAAGAAGGCGAUCAAGAAGAGGAGAAGAUACUCGAGAGGAUCGAGUACUGCUGAUACUGGUGGAAUCGAGCUGAGUUUGACGAAGCAUAGGACGCCUCCUACGCUUACGGAGCUGUGUAUGAGAGUUCUUGCUAGAAACUCUGAAUCGAUCGAGUCUUUGCACCUCGUCCCUGACCACUUGAAGAAGAAGAUCUCCAGUCUCGUCAGUGAUUCGAGUAAAGUGGACAAAGCUUUUAUCCAGCUUCUCGUGGAUGAUUCUCCUUACGAGGUCUUUGUGAAGAAUUGUGUUGACUUAGAGGAGAAGGACUUGACUCAGAUCCUUUCCGACUGCGAUAGAGUUAGCUUACAGGUGUUGAAUCUUGAUCUAUGCGGACGAGCAAUGACGGAGAACGCUAUAACGGAGUUCUUGAACCGAUCUCCCAACGGGUUCCCUUCGUUGACUAGGCUAUCUCUUCAAGGAGCGUUCUGUUUGACAGACAACGCGUUGGCUUUGGUCUCGAGAUCGGCUCCUCUGCUACGUGUUAUUAACCUCUGCGAGUGCUCUCUCCUCACUUUCCAAGCUGUGAAGAUUCUCGCUGAUUACUUUGGUUCCACUCUUAGAGGGCUCAACAUCGGAGGGUGCCAAGGGAUUAAACCGUGUGAUGUAUUUAGGACCAGCUUGAGUAGGUUCGAGAAGCUGAGCUCUCUCUCGGUUUCAGGGCUUGAAGGGAUUCACGAUGUUGUUGUUGAGUUCUUUGCUUCUCGUGGAUGCAAUCUCACUGAUCUUUCUCUAGCUUCUUGCGUAGGGGUGAAUGAUGGAACUAUUUGGACUGUUGGGAGAUAUUGUCCUAACCUGGAAGCUCUUGACAUUUCAGAGUUGGAUAGAUUGACUGAUGCGUCACUGAGAGAAAUUACGGAUGGUUGCAGAUCUUUGAACUCGGUCAAGUUUAAAAGAAACCGAUUCAGUGAUGAAGGUGUUGCUGCGUUUCUUGAAGUGUGUGGUGGUUCUCUUAACAACCUCUGCCUAAACAAUGUCAGAGAUGUCGGUCAAGAGACUGCUAUUUCGCUCGCCAACUAUGGUAAGAGGUUGCAUUAUUUGGACCUCUCGUGGUGUAGAAAACUCACAGAAGAAGAACUAAGACGGAUCAUGUGUUGCUGCAAGUCGCUUAGAUCGCUUAAGCUAUUCGGAUGGACGCAGGUGACGGAGGAAUUUCUUGAAGAUCUUUCAAAAUCAGAAGUUAACAUCGUUGGAUUGAAAAUGACUUCUCUUUUCGCUCAUCCUGAUGACUCUCACCCAAGUGUAGAUGCCAAGUGCUUCUGAUGGGUAGACAAGUUUUGGCCAUGUUUAGUAGUACUGAAGUCAUGAACCAUUUUUUAUUGUUAGACUAGAACAUCUCCGGAGGUUCGUAGUAAUGAAAACUACUAAUAGAAUAAUAGUCUUUACAAAUCUUCUUGUAAUGUGUGGUCACUAGAAACAAAAGAUUCAUUUGAACCAGCGAAAAUCUAUAGACAAAGCUUUCUCUC
This is a messenger RNA of Raphanus sativus (radish), 2005 nucleotides long. Its product is annotated as EIN3-binding F-box protein 1-like. The record is from RefSeq and is a predicted model, not a curated record. Bases 81 to 1802 code for a protein of 573 amino acids. The transcript is spliced from 6 exons. Gene Ontology annotation, cellular component: SCF ubiquitin ligase complex. Lineage: Eukaryota; Viridiplantae; Streptophyta; Magnoliopsida; Brassicales; Brassicaceae. Gene Ontology annotation, biological process: SCF-dependent proteasomal ubiquitin-dependent protein catabolic process.